Messenger RNA from Coregonus sp. 'balchen', 2651 nucleotides. The record is from the annotation of a GenBank genome assembly. NCBI's taxonomy places the organism in Eukaryota, Metazoa, Chordata, Actinopteri, Salmoniformes, Salmonidae.
AUGGGACAGAAAAACAUGGAGGAGGAGGAGGAGGACGAGGAGGACGAGGAGGACGAGGAGGACGAAAAUGAGAGUGCUGUCCCCUCCGGCUCGGGACUAAAGGGAGGGAGGAGAGGAGAGUUGGUGAACAACAUUAAAGGUAUAAACACCAGACAGAGGAGAAGAAAGAGGGCCAGAGAGGAGGAGAGCAGUGAGGAGUCUGAGGAGAGGGUGUGGCCCAGGGAGGAGGGGAGAAGGAGUAAGAACAAUAGAACCCCCAUUCCAGAGAGACCCAUCGUUGUCCACCAUCUAACCCGACAAAGGAGAGCCCAGUUGAGGAACCCACUACACAACCCCCCCUCCAAUUCUAGAGGACCAGCCUCUUCAGACUCCAGCACGUUUAAUCUUGGACCCAACCCCAGUAAGUCCUGACUACACUCAGUAUCAAUGCAAUGGAAGAAGAAGAAUUAGCCUGGUCCUAGAUGUUUUAGUGCUGUCUUGUCAUUAGCCUGACAAUGACCACAGGAGUUGGCAAGAUGGCACAAACACAUCGGGGACCAGGCUAAAGAACUAGUUCUGAUAUUACAUUAACAGUAUCUAUUGAGUUUUAUAUUUCUCAUCUGUGAUGAUUUGUGCUUUAUUUCAUGCAUAACUUUGUUACAGGCAGCUUUGAGUCUCUCUACACAAUGGGGAGCAUGCUGGGUAAAGGAGGAUGUGGGUCCGUCUAUGCCGCCAUGCGCAAAAGUGACGGCCAACAGGUGAAGCUUAUAACAGUUUGUUAUGGAAUUCUAAUUCUGGUCAUAUAGUUGGAUAACUGUGUGAGACAAAGAAUGCAAAUGUUGUAUUGCUAUUUAUAUUUGCAUAACCCAAGAAGUGAAAGCAAACUAAUAUAUUAAUUUCUUAUCAUGUUGCUUUUACACUCAGGUGGCCAUAAAGUAUGUGACGAGAGGAAUGGCCGAGCCAUACGUAAAGCUUGUAAGUAACCUGUUUUAGUUUGCACAACUGUAAGGACUCUCAGGGUAAGCAUACAGAAAGUCCCCUUUUUUAACCUUCUUAUGGCAAUCCCCUCUCAACCCUCACCCCACCCUCCUCUCCUACCGUGACUUCUCCCCAUUCAACGUCCUCUCCAUCUCCUUUUCCCUCCCCUCUCACCUCCAGCCUGGGAGUGCCUUGUCCCUGGAGGUGGCCCUGAUGCAGAUCAUCUCGCGGCCCCCGUCCUGCUGCUACGUGCUGGGCCUGCUGGAAUGGUUUGAGGAGGCUGAGCAGUUCAUCUUGGUGCUGGAGAGGCCGUAUCCCUGCAUGGACUUGUUCAACUUCAUCGAGGAGCUGGGCGGCCGGGUGGACAAGUGUCUGGCCAGGACCAUCAUAUGAUACAGGUGAGGGCUCUAGUGAAGCCCUGUGUGGCUCAGUAGGUAAAAGUGUGGCACAAGAAAUGCCAAGGUUGUGGGUUCAAUUCAUGCAGGUAUCACAUACACCUACUACAAUUGUAUGGAUUUCCUGUACUGUACGCUACUCUCUUGUUGCUACUAAGUCACAAACUAAGUCGCUUUGGAUAAGAGUGUUUGUUAAAUGGCAUAUAUUCUGAUUAUGUUAUUACAGGUGGUGCUGGCUGUUCUAUAUUCUGAUUAUGUUAUUACAGGUGAUGCUGGCUGUUCUAUAUUCGGAUUGUGUUAUUACAGGUGGUGCUGGCUAUUCUAUAUUCUGAUUAUGUUAUUACAGGUGGUGCUGGCUGUUCGGCACUGCUGCGUCCGGGGGGUCCUGCACCGAGACAUCAAGGCUGAGAACCUGCUGGUGCAGCCAGACAACCUGUGGGUCAAGCUCAUCGACUUUGGCUGUGGAGACCUGCUGAGAGAAUCGUCCUAUAGAGACUACUCAGGUAGGAGACAACAGGGGAAUGGCUGGUCAGGGUAUGUUCAGUAGGCACGAAAUGCAAGAAAAUGCUCUGAAACUGAGUGAAAUGGGUAGGUACUAUCUGAACUCGUCCAAUAAGAAGCGCUUUUGUUACAGUGUGCCCUAAUGAACAUGACCCAGUUGUAAAGAUCUGGAAAAUGUUUCAGAAAUGUGGAUAUUAUAAAUUUACAGUAAUCACUCUGUAAUGUUUCCUCCCUUCUUCCUUCCCUCCCCCUCAGGUACAGAAGAGUACUGUCCUCCAGAGUGGGUGCUGAGUGGUGUGAACCAGGGCCGCCACGCCACCAUCUGGUCACUGGGGGUACUGCUCUACGGCCUGGUGUGUGGGCGCCUGCCCUUCAACAAGGAGGCUGAUAUCAGCGCUGGGCGCCUGCGCUUCAAAAAGGGCCUGACUAAAGGUGUGGGGGGAGACGUGCUGUUGCUAUGUACCAGUAUGUUAUUGGAUGUGGUUAUGGAUAUAUGAGUGGGUUAAAGGUGAGUACCAGUCUUUUUAGCUAACAUUCCACUCCUAGCCACUCCUGACAUUUUCCAAAGAGCUUGGGCAAAUGAUAUUAUCUAAAAAGACUGGUACUCAGACUAGAUUGAAGGUGUUCAAAUACAAAAAAAAGAUUGAAUAGAGACCCAAAGUCAAACUCCCAAUCCUAUCUUUGUUUCAUCAUGAUACAGAGUGUGAGGAGUUGAUCAGCUGGUGUCUGCAGCAGGAUCCCACUAAGAGGCCUGUUCUGGAACAGAUCCUCCUCCACGACUGGAUGGCUGAGGGAGAG